ACACACACGGGCACACACACGCACGGGCACACACACGCACGGGCACGCACACACACACACGCAGAGGCAGGCCACUGGCACGACGGCUUUUGUGUGAGGCAGCGGUAGCCCGUGACGCAUGCCCGGUUGACGCAUUCCCGUGCAGCAGAGUUAAAGCGCCCGCAGAGGCGCGCGCUAGAACAGAGGCGUGGCGCUGCUGCUGGUGCUGCACGGUGCUGCGGCGGACUCGCGCUGCCGCUGCUGCUGGGCACUUGCUGAAGAAGCUUGCACCACGUGGAGCAAUAACGUCGGACAUCGGACCGAGCUGAGCGCGGUCGAACCCAAACGCACGUGGCGCAGCGCUGCGGCGAGCGUCAAUGCUUGCUGCGCAGCCUCAGGGCACCGAUGUCUUCUGCAGCGAAUGUUGGCUGGCACAGCAUCGCCAAGGGUGGCAUCGUCAUCCCUCGCCCACCCGUGGCCCCGAGAGAGCGGGCACAGCGUGGCACCCCCAGGGACCCCGCCGCUCUCUCCCUGCCACCCAUCGGGAAUCGCGGGGACCCCGGGCCCUGCACCCUAAGGAGAGGGGACGCAUCUUCCUUUCGGGAUCAGCAGCAGCACCGCGCCAUGCCUCGCCGUCUCCUCGCCCUGCAGCCGAAGCAGACGCUGCGGCAUUCGUGGCCAGGGUUUGUCAGGGGACCCCAAGGGAUGGGACAUCGGGGAUACUUCCUCCUUGGGGGUCGGAGUGAGGGUAGACUUUGUCAGCCUAGGCCCCCCGCGGGCGAGAAGGGGGGCACAGCAGAGGGGGGCGCCCUCCCGGGUGCCGAAGGAGACCCGGCGGCUCCGUUCUCCCUGUGCCUCACCCCGGAGGCCAUCGGAGUCCUGCAGAAGAGGAGGCUCGCCCAGGGGCUGCGGCUGGGAGGAGUGGAUGAGGAGGGAGAGAAGGAGAGACGAGGGCAGGCGGGGAGGGGGAACGGGCGGGGGCGAGGCGUGGGCCACGUGGCGAGUGGAGAACUGGUCCAAGGAUUGGGAGGCGAGAUCUUCAGCGAGACGGAGGUGCCGAAGGGACUUCUCAGGAUUUCCCUGCUCAACGACAGACACCGCUACGACGACGUGGAGUACGAGGACGAUGAUGACGACCGUGGUGGCGGUGGUGGUGAAGGCGGUGGUGGUCGUGGUGGUGAAGGCGGUGGUGGUGGUGGUGAAGGCGGUGGAUUGAAGGCAGCCAGGACGCUGCAUGUGGACGCAGGCGUUCGUGACAAGUGCAUGAGGUGGCUGCGAGGGCUGGAGGAGGCAAGGGGAGGUCACAGUCUGCCUCACCUCAUUCUCUAGACAUCAUCAAAAGUCUUCGCUUAGGCUGGAGGAAUCCGAUGAGCUAUGAAGCUCUUUUUUCACAGAUGUUCAGUAGGGGCGGUCGGAAAGUUACAUCAUCAGCAUCAGCAUCGUCACGUUGCCAUGAGAUAAUCCCGAGCAUAAUAGUUGAAUUCACAACAAUCAUAAUCAUGUUUAAUAUACAUUUGCAUAUUCUUAGUUCUUUCAGUAAAGUCACGUUGAUGGGAAACAAUAAAAUAAUAAAAUUUAUAUAAAACAAUAAAA
This is a messenger RNA of Petromyzon marinus (sea lamprey), 1572 nucleotides long. RefSeq names its product proline rich 18 (gene PRR18). The record is from RefSeq and is a predicted model, not a curated record. Lineage: Eukaryota; Metazoa; Chordata; Hyperoartia; Petromyzontiformes; Petromyzontidae.